GAAAAGGGAUCUCGAUCGGAUUGAAUCGUCAUAGCAAACAAAUCUCGAAUAGACAAAUUAUUGGGAAGACAAUUCUUGUUUCUUGAUUUGAUGAAAAUGGCAACCAUGCAACUAACCAGAGCCACUCUCUUUAGCCUCUCAAAGGCUUUCCCUAUGGUACGAUCUCCGGCAACUCUCGCCGCUUCGACCAGGAAAGUCUCUCGCGUCUGCUUCGCCUCCUCCGUUAGCCAUUCCGAGGGAAGAGAUCCGGUAGAGAAUGCUCGAGACUCAAGGGCAGAUUUUUCAUACGGCCCAAAAAAAUGGAAGGAGGAUACUGGAGAAAGCUAUGCCCAAGCGGCUAAAGAUAAAGCUAACGAAGGAGCGAGCAAAGCUACUGAUAAAGCUUACGAGACCAAAGAGCAGGCUAAGGAUACAGCUUCUGAUGCAAAGGAGAAGGCUAAAGACUACGCGCAACGGACUAAAGACAAAGUAAACGAAGGGGCGUAUAAGGCAGCGGAUAAAGCUGAAGAUACAAAAGAAAAAGCCAAGGAUUACGCUGAGGAUACAAUGGACAAUGCAAAAGCCAAGGCUCGAGAUGCGAAAGAGAAGGUCAAAGAAUAUGGAGAAGAUACUAAGGAGAAAGCAGAAGGGUUCAAGGAGACCGUGAAGGGUAAGGCUGAGGAACUUGGAGAGAAGACAAAGGAGACGGUGAAAGGAGCUUGGGAGAAUACAAAAAACGCCGCACGGACUGCGACUGAAGCUGUGGUUGGACCUGACGAUGAUGCGGAUGAGGCAAGGGCUGAUAUGGAUAAAGGCGUCGAAGAUCUAAGGAAAAAGGCGGAGAAAAAAGCCGAGAAAGACCAAAAGGAGGAUGAUUUCAUAACAUUUAACUAAUGAUAAAAGAUAUACAUCUUUUAUACGUGUUUCUUUGUUUUCAGGUGUUUAUGUGUUGCUCUGUUUUCAGUUUAUUCUCUGUUUUUUAAACUACACCUCAUCUCAUGCUUUAGUAUAUAAAUAAAUAAACCUAUGGUUUAUGUGUAGAAUAUUAAGUUUCUAUUCCUUCUGUGUUCUAUCAAUCUCAAUUUCGACCAACCGUUGAACGA
Eutrema salsugineum is the source of this 1082-nucleotide messenger RNA. RefSeq names its product late embryogenesis abundant protein 2. The transcript has 2 exons. NCBI's taxonomy places the organism in Eukaryota, Viridiplantae, Streptophyta, Magnoliopsida, Brassicales, Brassicaceae. The coding region runs from base 91 to 873 and encodes 260 amino acids. The record is from RefSeq and is a predicted model, not a curated record.